Limulus polyphemus (Atlantic horseshoe crab) is the source of this 2025-nucleotide messenger RNA. RefSeq names its product E3 ubiquitin-protein ligase MARCH6-like. The annotation marks the transcript as partial. The transcript is spliced from 16 exons. The record is from RefSeq and is a predicted model, not a curated record. Gene Ontology annotation, cellular component: endoplasmic reticulum membrane. Lineage: Eukaryota; Metazoa; Arthropoda; Merostomata; Xiphosura; Limulidae.
AUCCUUGGAUUUGAUGGCUCAAGUUAUUUUGUUAAAAAUCUUAAAUGGGCCAUUGGGUUGCUAACAGGAGCUAUUGUUAUAUUUGUGAAUCUGUCUAUGUUUGAUGCCUUAUGCUAUAUCUCUACAGCUUUCUAUCCAUAUAUUUGUGGAAGGCUUUUAUUCAGGGAUCAACUACAAGAAUAUGACAUGAAAACUCCGUGCUCAUAUUUUGAUGGAAUUCAGAGAUUUCUGAGUGGUUAUAUUAUUCUUGGACUAACUUUUUACUGUCUAAACUACAUCUUUUUCAAAUGUGGACUCCUCUUUUUGAGUUGGUGUUUAGGCUUGGGCUGUGUAGCUGUAAAAGUUUUCCUUCUGGUUGUGUUAGAUGCUAUACUAUUUCCAGUAUUCUGUGGAUUUUGGCUGGAUAUAUGCACAAUGACUAUAUUUGACAGAACAGCUCAGGAUCUUGAGGAUAAUUUCAAGUCUUCCCCCACAAUGUUUCUGAUAUUUUAUUGGGUAAUGGGUUUCACUGUGAUUUAUGUCUGCUCUUGUGUCAUCUUACUGCUGCGUGAUGUCUUUCGCCCUGGAUUUUUUUGGUUCUUUCCUCAUUUGUAUGACCAGGAAUUCAGUGCAGUACGUAAUUUGAUUGUGACAUCAGUUUUCAAACAAGUGUAUGAUUUCUUCACCUCAUUGUUUGUAUAUCUUGCAAUCACAAGUUUGGUGAUCUGGAUCCCAUCUUUGAUUUUGUCAGAAUAUUUUCCAAAAUUCUUACCUUACAACAUGCAGCUUUCCAGUGAGUUAAUUGUCAGUGAUCUUUCACUGGAGGUUGUGAUCCUGCAGGUGUUGCUUCCAUUAAUGUUUGAUAUAGAAAUUCCCUGUCAACUUUUGAAAUGUUUCAUCACAGGCUGGUUUUCUUAUGUGUCAAGUCUUCUUGGUAUUCAUUCCUAUUUCUUUGGAACAAGUAUUGAGCAGGUACAAAAUAAGGAUGAACAAGAAUGGAAACUAAUCAAGCAACAAACACCAGAAGGUUCCAGUGCUCAAAAAUAUAAAUUAGCUUCGUUUUUAUCAUUCAGAAUUCUCCUACUUCUGGCAAUGGCAUGCCUUAGCAUGGUUCUUGGAGGUUUAGCAAUUUUGGUCAUUCCUGUGCUGUUGGGACGUGUAGUUCUUCGUGUGCUGUUUGAAAAACCUGACAUCCAUGAUGCAUACACUAUCACCUGUGGUCUGUCUGUUAUAUGGUUGAGCUUCAGGCUAAUUAUUUUUCUGUCUACAACUUUCCAGAAUUAUCCCCAGUGGAAUCUCUUUACAAAGAAAGUUAAAAAUUGGCUGGCUGUUGUUUGUAAAUCAGUUGUUGGAAUCUUCCUGUUAGUGGGUGUCAUACCCUUGCUGUUGGGCCUUUUUUUUGACCUAGCUUUCAUUGUCCCAUUGAAGAUACCUGAUAAUGAAACACCAGUGCUUUAUGUAUGGCAGGAUUGGGUCAUUGGAGUUUUACAGGUAAAGCUGUUGGCUAUCGUUGUACUUGCAAGACCUGACUGGUGGUUAGCAGAUAUUAUUGAAAAGAUACACAGUGAUGGAUUUAAACAAGUUAGUCUUAGAACAAUUUGUAUGAAUGUGGCCCUACCGGCUGUUUUACUUCUGGUGUUGGCUUUGAUACUUCCUUUUGGUGUGUCUUCUUAUUUCGCUCUUCAUUUUGAACUCAGCUAUGAAAUGCAACACAGGAUAGUGAGAAAAUUCUACCCAGUUGUAUUUACUGGUGUUUUAGUUUCUUUGGGAAUUUUUUAUUUGAUAAAGAGUAUAAGCAGGAUAUAUGAAAAAUGGAUUAAUGAGAGGUAUUUGAUUGGUCACUACUUAACCAAUUAUGUAAGAGAGAAUGAUCAUUCUAAUCACCAAGAGAAUCUGGAAAGUCAAGAUACCUAAGAAUGUAAAUAGAACCCUGAAAAUACUGGAAUGGUAGACAGAAAACCAGAUAAAAAUCGAUAAGAACCGAGCUUCCACUGAAAAAAUCCGGGAAUUUUUCGGUAAAAUUCGAAAUAAACCGGACGUGCAGAA